Molecule: messenger RNA, 1188 nt
Organism: Nerophis lumbriciformis (worm pipefish)
Lineage: Eukaryota; Metazoa; Chordata; Actinopteri; Syngnathiformes; Syngnathidae
Source: RefSeq, a predicted model, not a curated record
AUGCAGAAGAGAAGAAAGCCCGAGCCCAUCCAACUCAACCCGAUUCCCGAUGGGAACGUCAUCAACGGCACCGGAGCCACAGAAACAAACUUAGAGGCUCUGCAGAAGAAACUCGAAGAGCUGGAACUGGACGAGCAGCAACGCAAACGCCUGGAAGCUUUCCUGACACAGAAGCAGAAAGUGGGCGAGCUGAAGGAUGAUGACUUUGAGAAGAUAUGCGAGCUUGGCGCAGGCAAUGGAGGAGUUGUCUUCAAGGUUUCCCAUAGACCUUCUGGUCUGAUCAUGGCCAGAAAGCUUAUUCACCUCGAAAUCAAACCCGCCAUCAGGAAUCAGAUUAUACGGGAGCUUCAAGUACUCCAUGAAUGCAACUCUCCAUACAUUGUGGGGUUCUAUGGAGCCUUCUACAGUGAUGGCGAAAUCAGCAUCUGCAUGGAGCACAUGGAUGGCGGCUCCCUGGAUCAGUCACUCAAGAAAGCUGGAAAGAUCCCAGAGCAAAUCCUUGGCAAAAUCAGUAUUGCUGUGCUUAAAGGGCUCUCGUACCUGAGGGAGAAACACAAGAUCAUGCACAGAGAUGUCAAGCCUUCUAAUAUUCUGGUGAAUUCCCGUGGUGAGAUCAAGCUGUGUGACUUCGGAGUUAGUGGUCAGCUCAUAGACUCCAUGGCAAACUCCUUUGUGGGCACACGCUCCUACAUGUCUCCGGAGCGUUUACAGGGCACCCAUUACUCAGUCCAGUCAGACAUAUGGAGUAUGGGUCUGUCCUUGGUUGAAAUGGCCAUUGGGCGCUUUCCUAUUCCACCGCCUGACCCAAAAGAGCUGGAACACAUUUUUGGAAGUCAAGCAGGAGAUGGGAACUCCGCGGAGUCCUCACCAAAGGCUGGGCCUCCUGGGCGACCUGGCAGCUCACAUGGGUCAGACAGUAGGCCUCCAAUGGCCAUCUUUGAAUUACUCGACUAUAUCGUCAAUGAGCCUCCGCCAAAAUUGCCUGGGAUGUUAUUCAGCACAGAAUUCCAAGACUUUGUCAAUAAAUGCUUGAUAAAGAACCCUGCAGAAAGAGCAGACCUGAAACAGUUAAUGGUACAUCCUUUUAUCAGACAGUCGGAGGCAGAGCAAGUUGAUUUUGCCGGCUGGUUGUGCACCACAAUUGGACUCAACCAACCAGGGACGCCCACUCAUGGCUCAGCAAUGUAA